CCCCAGCACGGUUAUAAAGCAAUAUAUAAGGCAUCGGAAACAGCACUGACAGCAGGCAUAUGCUUUGUUAGGAGAAUGUCGUACCUGAAAGCAGUGAUCCUCUGGAACAUACUUUGCCUAUCCCUGCUGGUCGUUUCGGUGGCCUUGGUGCGAGAAGUUUCUUCUGAAGAUUUAUCAAGCUGUGCAGGGAGAUGUGGGGAAGGGUUUUCUAGAGAGAAUGACUGCCAGUGUGACUAUAGCUGUCGACACUUCGAGGAGUGCUGCCCCGACUUCGGGAAGGUCUGCUCCCCGGCACUCUCCUGUAGAGGACGUUGCUUUGAAAGCUUUGAAAGAGGAAGAGUGUGCGACUGUGAUGCCGACUGUGAAAAAUAUCUCAAGUGCUGUCCAGACUACGCAGACCAUUGUAAAGAGGCAUACACAACAGAGCCUCCACCCAAGCCUUCUCCUCCGGCAAACAAAUCAACAUCUAAGCGGUCAUCCAAAAAUGAGGAAGAGAAGCCAAAGAAAGUAACAGAGCCCCCUGAAGUUAUGGGAGAAACAACACCUGCAGCCACCAAGGCUGUAACAACCACAACAGACCCUCCCACCACCCCCCAAAAAGAAGAGACAACCCCUGCAGCCACAACCACGACCGAGGCGCCCACCACCCCCAAAAAAGAAGAGACAACCCCUGCAGCCACAACCACGACCGAGGCUCCCACCACCCCCAAAAAAGAAGAGACAACCCCUGCAGCCACGACCGAGGCUCCCACCAUCCCCAAAAAAGAAGAGACAACUCCUGCAGCCGUGAGCACUCCUGUGGCCAUGACAGAGCGUCCCACCACCCCUGAAAAUGAGCAGACAGCCCCUGCAGCCACUGAGGCAGCCACGACAAAAGCAGACUCUCCCACAACUCCCCCAAAAGAAGAGACUACUCCUGUAGCAACAGAAGCAACAACGACCAAGGCAGAUCCUCCCACCACUGCUGAAAACGAAGACACUACUCCUAUAGCCACCGAGCAAGCAACAACCGAGGCAGAACCUCCAACCAUCCCAGAAAAUGAAGAGACUACUGCAGCAACAGAAGAAGUAACGACAGAGGAAGACUCUGUCGUUGACCCUCGAAACACAGAGACUACUCCUGUGGACAUCGAGGCACCAACAACAGAGGGCGAUGCUCCCACCACCCUGGAAAACGAAGAGACAACUCCGGGGGCCACCGAGGCACCCACAACCAAGGCUGAUGCUCCCACCACCCCAGAAAAGAUAGAGACUUCUCCUGCAGCCACUGAGGCACCAACAACAGAGGCUGAUACUUCCACCACCCCAGAAAAGACUGAAACUACUACUGUAGCCACCGAGGCACCCACAACCAAGGCCGACACUCCCACCACCCCAGAAAAGAUAGAGACUUCUCCUGCAGCCACUGAGGCACCCACAACCAAGGCUGAUGCUCCCACCACCCCAGAAAAGAUAGAGACUUCUCCUGCAGCCACUGAGGCACCAACAACAGAGGCUGAUACUUCCACCACCCCAGAAAAGACUGAAACUACUACUGUAGCCACCGAGGCACCCACAACCAAGGCCGACACUCCCACCACCCCAGAAAAGAUAGAGACUUCUCCUGCAGCCACUGAGGCACCAACAACCAAGGCUGAUGCUCCCACCACCCCAGAAAAGAUAGAGACUUCUCCUGCAGCCACUGAGGCACCAACAACAGAGGCUGAUACUUCCACCACCCCAGAAAAGACUGAAACUACUACUGUAGCCACCGAGGCACCCACAACCAAGGCCGACACUCCCACCACCCCAGAAAAGAUAGAGACUUCUCCUGCAGCCACUGAGGCACCCACGACCAAGGCUGAUGCUCCCACCACCCCAGAAAAGACAGAAACUACUACUGUGGCCACUGAGGCACCCACGACCAAGGCCGACGCUCCCACCACCCCAGAAAAGACUGAAACUUCUCCUGCGGCCACUGAGGCACCCACGACCAAGGCCGACGCUCCCACCACCCCAGAAAAGACUGAAACUUCUCCUGCGGCCACUGAGGCACCCACGACCAAGGCCGACGCUCCCACCACCUCAGAAAAGACUGAAACUUCUCCUGCGGCCACUGAGGCACCCACGACCAAGGCUGAUGCUCCCACCACCCCACAAACGACAGAAACUUCUCCUGCGGCCACUGAGGCACCCACGACCAAGGCCGACGCUCCCACCACCCCAGAAAAGACUGAAACUUCUCCUGCGGCCACUGAGGCACCCACGACCAAGGCCGACGCUCCCACCACCCCAGAAAAGACUGAAACUUCUCCUGUGGCCACUGAGGCACCCACAACCAAGGCUGAUGCUCCCACCACCCCAGAAAAGAUAGAAACUACUACUGUGGCCACUGAGGCACCCACGACCAAGGCUGAUGCUCCCACCACCCCAGAAAAGAUAGAGACUUCUCCUGCAGCCACUGAGGCACCAACAACCAAGGCCAAUGCUCCCACCACCCCAGAAAAGACAGAAACUUCCCCCGCGGCCACUGAGGCACCAACAACCAAGGCUGAUGCUCCCACCACCCCAGAAAAGAAAGAGACUAGUACUGUAGCCACCGAGGCACCCACGACCAAGGCCGAUGCUUCCACCACCCCAGAAAAGACUGAAACUUCUCCUGCAGCCACUGAGGCACCCACGACCAAGGCCAACGCUCCCACCACCCCAGAAAAGAUAGAAACUUCUCCUGCAGCCACUGAGGCACCCACGACCAAGGCCGACGCUCCCACCACCCCAGAAAAGACUGAAACUUCUCCUGUGGCCACUGAGGCACCCACGACCAAGGCUGACGCUCCCACCACCCCAGAAAAGAUAGAGACUACUACUGUAGCCACCGAGGCACCCACAACCAAGGCCGACACUCCCACCACCCCAGAAAAGACAGACACUUCUCCUGCGGCCACUGAAGCACCAACAACCAAGGCUGAUGCUCCCACCACCCCAGAAAAGACAGACGCUUCUCCCAUGGCCACCGAGGCACCAACAACCAAGGCUGAUGCUCCCACCACCCCAGAAAAGAUAGAGACUUCUCCUACAGCCACUGAGGUACCAACAACCAAGGCCAAUGCUCCCACCACCCCAGAAAAGACAGAAACUUCCCCCGUGGCCACUGAGGCACCCACGACCAAGGCCGACACUCCCACCACCCCAGAAAAGAUAGAGACUACUACUGUGGCCACUAAAGCAGCCACAACCAAGGCUGAUGCUCCCACCACCCCAAAAAAUGUAGAGACUUCUCCUGUGGCCACUGAUGCAGCUAAAAAAAUUACAACUGUUGUACCAAAAGUGCCAACCACCACACCUGGAGAAGACAAGGCUACAGCAGCAGCAAAGACAGUGACAACAGCUAAAGCCGCUGUAUCUGAAGAGCCCCUAAUUUUGGAUAAGGGGGACGCAGCAACCACUGCCACUGAAAAAAGCGUAAUGAGCACCACGACAGCGACUGUGGUGGGCAAAGAUACCGCCACGAGAGCCAAAGAGACAGCAGUGACCGCUAAACCGGACACACCUGCUGCAGGCAAAGGCAUCGUAACAACAACAGGCGAAAAAGCCAGUACUGCCACUAAAACAGCAAGGACCCCAGUAACCACAGAGACAACCAGGAGGAAAGAAACCACCACGGUGGUGCGCAAAGAGGUAACACCAACAGCGAGACCAGAUGAAGCUCCUGAAGGUACCACCAAUACUCCAGAUACAACUACUACAGCCAAAGAAACCGUAACAACAGCAGCUAAAACAGAUGCAACCACGGUGGGCAAAAAGACUGUAACAACAGCUAAAGGGAAAGACGCUGCCCCAGCCAGACCCACGCCGAAAGAGACAUCGACAACGGCAGCGCAAAAAGAAAAACAUCCGGCGGGCACAGCGACUGUAUCAUCAACCGUGGCCAAAAAACCUACCGCUGCCUCGCCUGGAGCCGUGGCGCCGACCACCGCCGCCCAGAGAGGUUCAGCUCCCCAAACGAGCGCUGGGAGAACCACCGCCACCACCACCGCGGCGGCGAAGAGGGUCGCAGGAGAGGAAGCGCUGACGGUCCCCGCUCCGCCGCGGCCCGGGGGCUUCCCGGCUGGGCCGGGGGGAGCGCAGGGCAACCGCUUCCCACCAAGUACCGAGGCGCCGGCGGCCCCCGCGCCGCCUUUCCGCCCCGCCGUGCUGGCUCUCGCGCGCGUAAAGGAGGAGAAGAACCUGUGCAACGGGAAGCCGGCGGACGCAGUGGUCGCGCUGCAGAACGGGACGCUGGCGGUUUUCCGAGGUCACUACUACUGGCUGCUGACGGGCCGGAGCCCGCCGACGGCCGAGCCGCGCCGCAUCGCCGACGGCUGGGGCGUCCCGUCCCCCAUCGACACCGUCUUCUCCAGGUGCAACUGCGACGGCAAAACCUUCUUCAUCAAGGACACGCUCUACUGGCGGUUCACGGACGGCGUGAUGGACGCCGGCUACCCCAAGCCCCUCGCCAGAGGCUUUGCGGGGCUCAGCGGGAAAAUAGUAGCAGCCCUCCCUGUGGCGAGGUACAGCAACAGGCCAGAAUCGGUGUAUUUUAUCAAAAAAGGUGGCAAAAUACAGCAGUAUAUGUACAAACAAGAACCAGCCAGGAAGUGCAAAAAUAAAGCCCAGGUUACCAUAAAAUACCCAGCUUAUGUCCCAAGAUUUGUAAUCAGGAGACGCUUUCAACGUGAAGUAAGAUUGCAGGCUUUUCAGACCGUCAGAAUCAAUCCGUAUCCAUCUGAAGUUUUACGUAAGGAAGUUAAAAUCACGGCCUACUGGAGAGGACUCCCAAAAGUAAUUCAUUCAACCAUAUCAGUACCAAACUACAAUAAACCAGAUGGCUAUGAUUAUUAUGCCUUCUCCAACAAUCGGUACUACAGUUUGGAUGUGGGCAGCAAAACAGCAACGUCUGUUACUUAUCUCACUGGAAAGACGGUAUCCAAAGACUGGUAUAACUGUCCUAAGUGAUGCAUACCACGGGAUUUUUUUAAAAAAGAUGCCAUUUUAACGUUGACAGUUUGUCUAAUUUUAUUAAUAAAGACAUUGAAUUGUGUGCACACAAAUCUAAGUAUAAAAUGCUGCUUUAAGCUCUGCUUUCAUUACACUAAAACAACCACAGGCAAACUGGCACCUUUUAUACACAGCUGUGAUGACUUUACAGAUCAUUUAACUAAUAUUGCCUCUGUUCAGGCCUCCUCUGCCUCCCAUUGCAUGAGUUACACCUGUGUUGGGAAAGAAAACAAAUGAAUUAAUAGAAGUCCUUUUCUCCCCUUUAAUCAAACAUUAGCAUAUAUGCUACUUGAUUCUUCUCUAGAAAGUACUAAUGCAAAGAAAUACUUCCUGUCCCUUAAAACUCAGCCUCUCUUCCUCUCCUUAGCCCUGGGGUAUGGAUACAUUACUGUUUUGCCAUCUAAGAGAAGGUUGUUGGCUUGUGAUCCUUAACUGUCUUAGGCUGUGUGCCAAAAGAACGAGGAUAGCAUUCUUAAUCAUAAUUGAAAGCAAUCAGCCCCUCCUUUUGGUUAAUAAAGAAAUGGUGAUAGACUAUAAAGGAUACCUAUCCCAGCUCUUCCUCCUUUUUCUUCUUCUUCUUUUUCUUUAAUUCUAAAGAAAUACUAGAUUCAUGUAUUUCAAUGCUAGUAUCAAGUUGUCUACAUUGUUAAAAUAAUGCCAAAUUGAAUACCUUUCAUCUGAGGAGUUUUCUUAAAACAGAGGUUAAACAAAAAUGUAUUUUCCUGCUUUAGCUCUAUUGCUAGAAAAAAAAAAUCUGUUUUUUUUUUUUUAAUCAGAGUAAGACUUAGUGAUAUAAUGACUGGAAUCCUUAUGCAGUACCAGAUGGGAAACUGAGCUCUAAUCUUACAAACUCGGAGUUCUAAAGUUAUGCCCUAACAUUAUUUUUUGAGUUUUUUUUUGUUUUUUUUGGUUAUAUUUAAGAUCUACUACCACUCUCUUACCUUCCUUUGUUAAGAACCAAGUGCUGCAUAAGAAGAAAGUCUGCUUAUCAGAAAAAUGCUCAGGCUAACAUACCAACAUGAGUCCUACCAAAUUUUUAGGGUAACAUUGAAAACUAGGGCAGGGAUGCUGUAUUAUUCAAUGUCUUACAAGUAAUCACAAACACUUAAAGCAGUACCUCAUAUACGGCCACCAAAGGACGAAACUAUUAAAAAUUGAUUUGAAAGAAAAAAGUCUUAACCUGAGCAAUGACAAACACUUACCCCUCUGUCUAUUGAAUUGACGACCACGAACACCAGUUCUUAAUGUUGGUGGCUGAAGUCUGACACGUCGAAAUGGCUUAGGCUGAUUACUACUUGUGUCUGUGAAGAAGGGGAAAUACAGGAGAGAAUGUCUAAUGUGUGGUGCACUUUAUCACUGUUUAUGUUUACAUGACUUGAUAUACAUCUGUGCUCUUGAAUUUACUUUAAAAUUAUGGUGGAAUCAUAGUUCAUUGACAUCUGAUAAUAAAUAAAAGCCUCAGACUGAAGAA
Rhea pennata is the source of this 6487-nucleotide messenger RNA. It is a transcript of the gene PRG4, whose product is annotated as proteoglycan 4. Bases 76 to 4974 code for a protein of 1632 amino acids. The record is from RefSeq and is a predicted model, not a curated record. The transcript is spliced from 11 exons. NCBI's taxonomy places the organism in Eukaryota, Metazoa, Chordata, Aves, Rheiformes, Rheidae.